AUGUCUGACGGUCCUUACGGUCGUCACGGUUUCAAUUCCAACGCUGGCGGCUACGGUGGCGGUGCCAGUUAUGGCAAUGCUGGGGCACAAGGAGGAGGCUAUGCCGCUCCAAGUUACGGUCAAAGUUAUGGCGCUUCCUAUUCUGCUCCUGCUCCACAAGACAGCGCAUACGGUUCUCAAUAUGGUGCCUAUGGCGGUGGUGCUACCAAUGAUUAUCAGGUAAAGGAAGACGACAAUGCCAAAGGACACAAGGGUGGAGGCCGAAAAAGUAUUGCAGUACAAGCGCUGAAUCAAAACGUACUGUUAUGGGCAGGAUUUUUCACGGCGUCGUUAUUCGUCUAUUUCAUGUUGUCGGGUGGGGACUUUUCUUUCCUCAUGACGUACGGUGCCAUGGCUCGGAUGUUUGGCUUUGGAAUCCUUAAUCUAAAGACUUUCAAAAGUCAAAGGGCAACUGGAGUAUCUAUCAAAACUUUGCAAUUGUACACCCUGGUCUUUUUCUUCCGCUUGACGUCGAUCAUUCGUCACGAGGGAUAUUUGCCGUAUGACAAGUCGGGCGACUGGUUGUACCAUUUGAUCGAGGGCAUGUCACUUAUAUUCACUGUUGGAGCAUUGUACGCAUGCAUGGUACCUUACAAACAAACGUAUCAAGCAGAUCUAGAUCGAUUUGGAGAAUUCAAUGUGCCAGCAGGAUAUGGAGCAGUCUAUUUGGCCGUUCCCAUUUUGUUGGUUGCAAUCUUUGUACAUCCCAACUUGAAUGCGGACUUCAUCAGUGAUACUGCUUGGACUUAUGCAAUGUACUUGGAGUCAGCUGCGUUGAUUCCCCAGCUAUUCAUGUUCCAAAAGCAAGCUUCUGGUGUGGUCGAAUUGUUGACUGCUCACUUUGUCGCAGCUCUCGGAUUUGGACGUGUCAUGGAAUUCUUCUUUUGGGUCUACAGCUAUCAUGAACUUGCCAACAGCUCAGGGUCCAAACUGCCUGGGUAUUUGGCUCUCUUUGCGCAGUUCAUUCAACUGGUUCUGAUGUUGGACUUUUUCUGGUACUACUACCUCGCCGUGAAGAAUGCUACUCCUUUGGUGCUUCCAUCUCAUACUGGUAUGGGCAUUGUGUAA
This is a messenger RNA of Cylindrotheca closterium, 1107 nucleotides long. Lineage: Eukaryota; Bacillariophyta; Bacillariophyceae; Bacillariales; Bacillariaceae. The record is from the annotation of a GenBank genome assembly.